Messenger RNA from Bradysia coprophila, 1968 nucleotides. RefSeq names its product SET domain-containing protein SmydA-8-like. Gene Ontology annotation, molecular function: protein binding. NCBI's taxonomy places the organism in Eukaryota, Metazoa, Arthropoda, Insecta, Diptera, Sciaridae. The record is from RefSeq and is a predicted model, not a curated record.
AGGAUAUAAUUAAUUUAUUGUAUUUUUAGUCAUCGAAUCUAUUUAUUUCGUUGAGAGAGACACACUUAAUAUACCGCAGCUCAUUGAUGACAUUUUCAUCGGGUCGUUAGAAUUAAAUUUUGUUUAGUUAAUCCGGGUUGGUUAAUUAGUUAAUCGCUGAAGUGUAGUAAACGGUAAUGUGAUGAAUGAGUUCGAAAAUGGUAAAUGUAAAACGGCUGUGUCAGACGAAAUCGGAAGAUAUCUGAUCGCUGCAAAAAAUUUGAAACAAGGCGACUUACUACUCUGUGAGCAACCGGUGAUCAUAGGACCAUAUUGGGGUUCGAAAUUAUGUUGCCUAACCUGUUACAAAAGAUCGUCCAAAAUAUGCAAAAAAUGUAAAUUAGCACCGCUUUGCUAUGGCUGCGAUGCUCACGAUGACUUUGAGUGUAACUUUUUGGCAUUGGCACAACUGCCGAAAAAUUUUCUAAUCGACAAUUUCGAUGUUAUCACACCGUUGCGAUGUAUCAUACUCAGUAAGAAUCCAUGUAAAGCUGAAUGUUACAAGCAGGUAAUGCAAAUGGAAUCACAUUGUUCGUUACGUCGCGGAACGAAAAUUUGGGCUCUGCACGAAAGCUGUGUGAUAAAGCCAUUGAUGGACGUGGCUUUGAUAAGGGAGCAAGAGGUGGACCUAGUUCAAAAAUAUUGCGGAAUACUAGACGUAAACACCUUUGAGGUUCGAACCGAAUCAUUUGAGGUAUUCAGUGGGGAGAUACCAAUUCGUGGCCUCUAUCCCACCGCGGCCUUAUUAUCUCACGAUUGCGUUUCUAAUACAUUUAUUGCAUUGGAUUCCACCAAAUCAAUUAGAAUUUACAGUAGCGUUGAUAUUGCUGAAGGAGACCCUAUCUGGAAUAACUAUACGCAUGCGUUGUCGGGCACCGAAGUGCGACGACAACAUUUAAUGGAAGGGAAAUAUUUUCACUGUAAAUGUAGACGAUGUCUCGACCCGACAGAAUUAGGAACGAAUUUAAGUUCGAUCCAAUGCAGUGAUUGUGAGAAUGGCAUGACUAUGUUUCACGAGUCUUUAAACAAAUGGAAAUGCAAUUCGUGCAACAAUGACAAGGACAUUGACGAUUUAAUGUCUUUGGCCAGAUCAGAAAUCUUGGAACAAGAAAUUGGUAGCGUUCCGAUGCUCGAACAACUCAUAGCAAAAUAUUCAAAGCUCCUGAAUCCGAAUCAUUACCUGGUUGUGGAUAUGAAACAAAAACUGACCGCAAUACUACGAAGUUUUUGCGACCAUGAACCGACUCCACAACCGAAAAUUUUGCAACGGAAAAUUAUGCUCUGUGAAGAGAUUUUACCCAUUUUAAGAGUAAUUCAGCCAGGGAUAUCGAGACUGACAGGCAUUGCAUUGUAUGAGUACUUCAACUCUAUGGUUGAGUUGACCAUCUACAAUAUGAAUGAGAAAAACAUUUCGAUCCAGGAAGGAGUGGAUGAACUUGUGCGAGCUGAAACAUUCGCCAAAGAAUCAUUAAAAAUGCUUUUGUACGAACCGAAAUCAACGCCGGAAGGGCAUUUGGCGAAGAGUGCAAUGCUUAAAUUGAAAUCGAUAAGGGAAAAUAUUUGUUUAUUCAGAAAAUUGUAGCCUUUUUGGCAAAUAGCACGGCAGAGUUAAGUGAACCAGGCAGGAGCGCUUGAUUUGACUAGGGACUUGAAUUAUCUAGUAGUCUUUGUGUUGUGCGAAUAAAAAAUGUCAAUUUAUGUCCGUGUUCAUUUGAAUUCAUUUUCAUGCAGUGUAUUAGGUCCCUUAUUUGACGUUUCACAAAUGAACCUUUCCAGCCUGGUUUAUUUUACUCUGCCGUGCAAAUAGAGAACUUUCAGAAGCGCUUCAUUGAAAAUAAAUGACUGCAAUGAGGGAAAGAAAAGUUUUUUUUAAGGAUUUUGCAAGUGUGAAUAAAGUGAAUUGUUAGGAGCCAAAACGACGUGUAUUUG